AUGGACAGCUACAAUCUCACCACCAUGACUCACUUUAUCCCCACGGGUGAGCUCCCCAAGGUGCACUAUCCUAUCUUUGUAGUCUUUGCCAUCACAUACCAGAUCACCUUGGUGGGAAACGGGACCAUUCUCUUGGCCAUUGGGAUGAAGAAAACACUACACACACCAUUGUAUUACUUUCUGGCCAAUCUGUCCCUCUUAGACAUAUUCUUCCCAUCAGCUACUGUCCCCAAGAUGCUGGACAACCUCCUGACUGGGAAUUACAGCAUUUCCUUCCUGGGCUGUGCUUUGCAGCUUUAUUUCCUAGUGGCCCUGACGGGGACUGAGGUCUUCCUUCUUGUCAUGGCUUAUGAACGGUAUGUGGCCAUCUGUUUCCCCCUCCAUUACACCCUCAUCAUGACCAAGGCACGUUGUGCCCAGCUGACAUCUGGGACCUGGGCAGCAGGGUUUCUCCAUUUCCUCCUCCAUAUGGUGGCCACCUUCUGCCUGUCUUCCUGCAAAUCCAAUCGGGUUAACCAGUUCUACUGUGACAUCCCCCCAGUAGUGGCCCUCUCCUGCUCAUCCACCUACCUAGCAGAAAUGUUUGUUUCAGUGGUAGGAGAUGUCUUGGGAAUUGGUGCCUUCCUAACCACCUUCAUUUCUUAUGUAUGCAUCAUAUCCACCAUCCUAAAGAUCCAUUCAGUGGAAGGGAAGCAGAAAGCCUUCUCCACAUGUGCCUCCCACCUCCUGGUGGUCUGUUUGUUCUAUGGCACAGCCAUCUUCACCUACAUUCGGCCCUCUUCAAGUCACCACUCCCCAGACAAGGACAGACUCAUCGCCAUGCUCUACAGGGUUAUCACCCCAAUGCUAAACCCUGUGAUCUACAGCUUGAGGAGCACAGAGGUAGAAGGGGUACUUGGCAGGGUCUUAUGUCAUAGAACAUAUUUACAGUGA
Manis javanica (Malayan pangolin) is the source of this 933-nucleotide messenger RNA. RefSeq names its product olfactory receptor 5V1-like. Gene Ontology annotation, biological process: G protein-coupled receptor signaling pathway. Gene Ontology annotation, cellular component: membrane. Gene Ontology annotation, molecular function: olfactory receptor activity; G protein-coupled receptor activity. Lineage: Eukaryota; Metazoa; Chordata; Mammalia; Pholidota; Manidae. The record is from RefSeq and is a predicted model, not a curated record.